This is a messenger RNA of Pipistrellus nathusii (Nathusius's pipistrelle), 624 nucleotides long. NCBI's taxonomy places the organism in Eukaryota, Metazoa, Chordata, Mammalia, Chiroptera, Vespertilionidae. The record is from the annotation of a GenBank genome assembly.
AUGAGCUGCACCAUCGAGAAGAUCCUGACGGACGCCAAGACGCUGCUGGAGCGGCUGCGGGAGCACGACGCGGCCGCCGAGUCGCUGGUGGACCAGUCGGCGGCGCUGCACCGGCGGGUGGCCGCGAUGCGGGAGGCGGGGACGGCGCUUCCGGACCAGUAUCAGGAGGAUGCAUCCGAUCUGAAGGACAUGUCCAAGUACAAGCCUCACAUUCUGCUGUCCCAGGAGAACACGCAGAUUAGAGACUUGCAGCAGGAAAACAGAGAACUGUGGGUGUCCUUGGAGGAACACCAGGAUGCUUUGGAGCUCAUCAUGAGCAAAUAUCGGAAACAGAUGUUACAGUUAAUGGUUGUUAAGAAAGCAGUGGAUGCUGAACCAGUCCUGAAGGCUCACCAGACUCACUCUGCAGAAAUCGAGAGUCAGAUCGACAGAAUCUGUGAAAUGGGGGAAGUGAUGAGGAAAGCAGUUCAGGUGGAUGAUGACCAAUUUUGUAAGAUUCAGGAAAAACUAGCCCAAUUAGAGCUUGAAAAUAAGGAACUUCGGGAAUUACUGUCCAUCAGCAGUGAGUCGCUUCAGGUCAGAAAGGAAAGCUCAAUGGACACUGCCUCCCAAGCCAACAAAUAA